AGAUGAUUUUUAAUGAGCCAUUUUUAAUUUACAUUUUCCUUAUUUUAAUUUAAUCACUAGUUUAUCUAGGUAUACAGGAAAUAAUACACUUACAAAUAAAAAGAUUUCUUUCUUUUUAUUGCUUGCAUCUGAUGCAUUUCAGGGGAACUAUAAAUCGAUUUUCUUGUUGCUCUGGAUGAGGUGGAUACCUUUGGUGCAUGUUGCUGUUGCUUUAUCCGUGAGAUCUGCCUACAUACAGUAUAUUCUUGAUGUCUGAAGAAUAAAUUCCUAUGACUUAAGUCACACUCUGACUUUUCCUCUUGCUCCACGUUGGUCAAAGUUUUCCCUUAUCCAGUGAGAUAUCUGAUAUAAUCAUCUUGUGGUCAGGACUUCAUUUUGUGUUUCCAUUCAUGAUUCCCAGUAGAUGGAUCCCAGAGAUUACAGACUGACUGGCAUUGCCUUUAGAACCAUUGUUUAAUUUUUAGGUAACACGUCUUACCACCUCCUAAGCGAUAUGUCUUUUGGUGCCUUCCAGACUUUAAACUAGCAUCUCUCUAAAGUAGAUUGUUGGUUCAGUCUUCAAUGUCUUGAUACCAGUAAGAUGGAAAGUAUCACAUUUUGUGCACAUAUCGUACAGAAUACAUAAGGAUCCCUGAUUUCCAAUUUAGCGCCGUCAUCAAGUCCAGCUUUUAGUUUACACAAAUAUUAACCUGAAGAACUAAUUACUUUACUCUCAGCCUUGGUUAUUAUUGGCAUUAUUAUUUUGGCAUGUUAUCCUUCUAAACUAAUUUAGUAACAACCGUAAACACUGUACCUGCUACACAGGUACAUUUGAAUGACUGCCCAUUGCGUUAAAGGUCUUGCCUGAAUAAGUCAGUCAGUGCAAGGCAAAUCCCUCUGUAAUGAUAUUAAGCUAAUGCAGCUAUGAACGUGGUCAAUCCUGUGAUGGUAACACCUAGGUUGCAUUAAAGAAACUUUUCCGUCGCUCCAGAUAAAAUAGAAACUCGCAGUUCAGAUGAACAAUUACAGGCUAAAAUAAUUAUUAAACAGCUAGCCAAAUGUAAUAAACACACAUUGACAGUAGUUGUCAAAUUACUCUUACGGACAGAAGGAGGAGACAAAAGUACUAUUGCAAGUUUUGAUUCUAUGAUAGAAUUUAAUGUGAUCAUUGUAAGCAAAUACAGUGCAGUUGCACCUUUUUGACCACAGGGGCAUGAAGGAGCCCUUUCAAAAGUUACUACUGUGGACUAAAUCUUUUUUUGCAAACAAUGAAUCGUACCAAAAACUCAGACGGCAUCCUAACUUGUGCCACUAAUGCAAGGUCAGGUUGACAUUGGAGGUCUGAUGCAGCUGCGUUGCAUCCAUUGCAGUUAGCACCUUGUCGAGUAAACAGAACCUGGCUGUGCAGUUGGUACUCCGAUCUACCCCUGAUCUGCCCCAUUGCAUUAUGAAGUGGGACUAAGGGCAGGGGGCGUUGAACGGGCCCUAUUGUGCUCUGAGGUGAAGGAGUCAUUGGGGUAAGAAGGUUUGGGUUACUGGAAGGAGGUCCACCUUUGUGAAUGGAAGGGAAGGAGGGGAGGGCAGGGCAGAGCCAACUGUUGGGCAUAAGGGGUUGAAUUAGAGUGGCCCACUCCACGGAUUAGGUGACGGCCUAACAGAGCUCAGUAGGUAUCCAGUCCAAGACUUUUUUGUGAAGGUCAGGCUUGAUGGAUUCUCCAGAACGUGUGAUGCUGGAUAGUUUGACCCUGUUCCCACACAAUACCUUCCUGCUGCAUAGAAACCUUCCAUACGGUAUAUGCUCUAGUAAACAACUUGAAACUCGAUGGAACAAUUAUUUUAUCGCAUGUUAUGGAUGUUGGCUGACAUUUCUAAGCACACUGAUGCUUUUGGCUGCUUCAGUUGCUAGGAAAACAGAACUUUUUAAAAUCAGGCAUGCUUUUGUAUUGUCUCCAGGGAGUGGUGGGCCAAUUGGAGUUGAGUUCUUAAAUGCUUCAGCAAUACUGACAUCCCUCAGCAUCUGAAUUGACUGGAGUUGAUGUUGAUCCGUGUUUAGACCCCAGGUUCUUCCAACCAACCCUACUUAGCUAAUGCUCUUGCCUCUGCUUUGGCCAAAAUCCAAGCAGCAGAAGCAGUGUUAGUCAUUCUUGCUGAAGCUACUUCUAUGCGACCAUGGAUGGACUAGACAAAAAUCACAGAUCCAGGGUCACCGAAGUGGAAAAACAUUCAAAGUUGAUUUGGGGCCUUGGUGCUUCAAAUAAACCAAGAAGGCCACCACGUGGAAAGACCAAAGUGUUGGAACGGACAUACUGAGAUCAUGCGAGGUGCUGUAUUCAAGAAGUUGGUUGUUCACAUGAAAAGGUGUGGAACUUGUGUGCAGAAUGUAAACAAGCUUAAGAGAGACUUCCUCUGCUCUUAGUUGCUUUACGAAGUAGUCAUGAUUGCUCAGAAAGAGUCCACCUGCAAGAAUUAUAUAUUCAUAAUUGGUGAUAAAAUUUGAACAUGGAUGCUUCACAUUAAUGAUGCGAAUUAAUUUGGCUUUGAAACUUGGAGUAGUGCCUCCAGCCAUCUCUGCAAACUCCUCCAAAGUCCUAGCUUAUCCAAAAAUCUUAAAAAGGAUAUAGUGCCAGUGGAGCUGAGACAGGCCACACAAAUGUCCUUUUGAGUUUAAAAAUAAAACUCUUUGUACAUAGUUAUAGUGUCUCUUCUGUUUUUCAGGUCACCAGGGUAGCAAGUCCAUUAGCUGAUUAAGUGGGCUAAAGCAAAAUAAUACAUUGCAAUAUGUUGAUUGGAAACUAUUUGCAAAUGUUGCAAACAAAUCUGGAAGAAAAUAUGUUUUCCUCAAUAUGUAACUGAAUUGUAAGAAUGCAGUUAGUUGCAUUGGAGAAUAGGUUUUCACCAAUCAAAGUGGCCAAGGUCUUCAUUAGACAUUAUUUUAAACGUCAGUACAAAAUAAACUGCUGAAUUGUGUAAAAAUUUACUCUGGUACAGAUGUCAUGAAUGCAGAAAUUAUCUAUAGAGACCAAAACAGUUUUCUGUACCCAUCUGUCAACAUAUUUAUUUCUGCUGUAAAACUGGGUAUUUUAACAUGGGGGUUUAUGGAGAACAUCUCACUUUUGGAAUCGGCCUCAAGUGGCCAUUUGAGGAACUGCAGAUUCUGUUGGCUACAUUUUCAGCGCCAAUCAUUGCUGCUCGGAUGACAGAAAUUUUCUUUCAUAUAUAUCUAGUGAGCAACUUUCAUAGAUUUUGUGCAGCUCCUUCUGGAGGUACAGAAGGCUUUUUUCUUACCACUUUGUUUUCAAUACAUAGUAAAACUCCUGAAACCCUCUCAAAAGAUAAGAUAAAAAAAAUGUGUAAAAUUGGCACACAUCCUUUAGCAGAAAAGGUCUGAUUACUUCAGGACUUGACCACCCAAGUAUUUAGAAGAAAAGAGAAGACGUGUUAUCAUUUCCCGUCAUGUUUGCUGUUCCCAAUGAACGAGCGCGCAAGCACACAAAAUCCAGUGUAUCAGCCCAUCUCUGUCGUUCCCGCGUCUCCAUCCUCGACAUUUCCCAAAACCCUAGAUUUGGAAGCUCCCCCAGCCCACUAGGUCAUCUGUAACUGCUGAAUUUUUUUUGUCCGUCUUUGUGCGACAUUCUCUUUCACAGGUUGGUUAAGAGUAUGCGACCAUUUACACAACAAGAUGUGGGAGGUUUAAAAGAAGCCUCCGCAGAGAGUCUCAGUGCUGCUUAAUGGGAGCCUGGGGCCUGCCCUCAGUCUUGGAGCCUUUCACACAUCUUGCUCCCUGCCUCUCCAGUUACUUCCACUGUCCUCCUGCAACAAAGACCCAACUGACUGCCCUCUCCUUCCCAGACCCUAUCAGCAUGGAUCCACCUGAGGUUUCUCCUCAGUAUCUCCCCAGCAUCUAUGGAAAUGAAGUGUCUUGUAUAGCCUUGUAAAUGAGGCUGUUCGUAAUUAAAAAAAAGGGGGUACACAGAGUAUCCAAAGUGAUUCAUGUUAAUUCUGUAACUCUACCUUCCUCGGAGGUUGAAAAGCAAGGUUUCAGACUGUGUGUGUGUUUCUGGUUUUUGUCCAUAAAUGCCCCCAGAGUCAGACUGUACUACUUUGGUGAGUUCGUGUGCCCUGAGCUUUAACUGUACUGAGUGAACUCUGGCAAAGGCUGGACCACAAUUGAGGCCUAAUCCAAAGGUAGCGUCUAGGUCAACCUCAUUUUACACAGGCUGAGGAUUUGUCACACAGAUAAUUUCAACACGAGAAAAAUUCCGUGUCCACUUUUACAGAAAUUGUCUACAGACACUUGCAAAGCUGAUUCCAAUGUCACCAUUCCAAACAAAUAAAAGACACACUGUUUCCAACCAAAUCUUCCACUAAAGACACGUUUUAUCAUCAUUUGGCACUUUGCUGGUAUUAUUGACAGAUCUUGCCCAAAAAGGCUUGCAUUCAUCCCAUGUGAGAGCCUCUCUUUGUACAAAAACAUUCCUCUUCUCCUGCGUUUUAAACAAAUCUCCAGACAGUCAUUCUCUUUUGUUUCACCCUCCAUCCUUUCCACAUCUCUAACCUCCCCUCUCCCAUUCUUACAUAUUGCUCUGUUUCCACUCCCUCUCUUCCUCAGAUUCCUAUGCUGUCCCUCCCCUCAACUUCCCUCUCCUCCCCACCUACCUCCAUUCCCCAAACACUGAUCUCAGAUUAAGUUGAACACUAUCCCAGGUAAAGUUUGCACCUGCUCCUUUAGGCUUCCACAGCUUCUGCAGGAGCCCGUGAAUCUCCUCCACUUUACCCCUCGGAGGACAGUUUAAACGCAGCACAGACCUUCUGGAUUGUUGCUGACAAACCCGUGGAGCUGGAAGUGGAACAAAAAGUCUGUCAGGACAUCCAAGCCGCUCUGCAUAGCCUUCAUCCCCUUCACUCCCUCCAUCAGUACCAUCACUCUGUGGAUGGUCCUCUGCUGGAUGGGACUCUGCUGUGUGGAGAUUGCCAGGUUAGACUAGUGAGGUGCUAGAUGUCCAUCUUCUGAAGGCAGAAUGGUCAGGCCAGGUUGUCCAGUCAUUCUGCUCCAUCUCCUCAGCAUCUUUGCACAGAUAGGAGCUCGUACUCAGGAUAUACUGUAUCCAUAUGGACCUGGCCAUAGGGAUCUCGAAACCCCCAAGAUGGAUGAUGGGAGUUCUCCUGAAGUUGCUUUGCUUAUCCCCUUCAUUUUCUUCAAUAACCCCUACCGUUCCAUCUAUGUCAACAACAAUGGUGUGGUCUCCUUCAACGUGCAGGUUAGCCAGUUCACACCAGAGGCUUUUCCCCUGAGUGACAGCAGAUCAUUCAUUGCUCCACUUUGGGCAGAUGUCCACAACGGCAUCCGCGGAGACGUGUACUACCGAGAGUCCACCGAGCCGCAAAUCCUGGAAAGGGCGACGCAAGAUGUCCGGAAGUACUUCAAAAACAUGCCCCUCUUCACGGCCACCUGGGUCUUUAUUGCAACGUGGCACCAGGUCACCUUCUAUGGAGGAAGCCAGACAACUCCGGUGAACACAUUCCAAAGUGUACUAAUCUCAGAUGGCGUGGCAUUCUUCAGUAUGUUCAACUAUGGAGAAAUCACGUGGAGCACAGGAACGGCCAGCGGUGGAGAUCCUUUAACGGGGCUGGGUGGGACCACAGCUCAGUCAGGUUUUAAUGGUGGAGACAUUGGUCACUUCUUCAACUUGCCGGGGUCACGAUCAAACGACGUUGUGAACAUUGAACAGACAACCAAUGUAAAUGUUCCUGGACGCUGGUUCUUCCGUGUAGACACUGAACUGAUAGAUCCGGCCAAUGGCUGCAGCUACAAUGGGCGUUUCUACAGACGAGGGGAAAUCUUCUGGCUGUCUGACCAAUGCUCACAGCGAUGCCGCUGCCUGGACAUUGAUAACGAAGUGCAGUGUCAGGAGGCUCCAUGUGGGCAGCUGGAGACCUGCGAGCAGCAGGAAGGAGCCUUUUACUGCCAGCCCACCCGCACCAGCACCUGUGUGGUGUUCGGGGACCCUCAUUACCACACCUUUGACGGCUUCCUCUAUCACUUCCAGGGAACCUGCUCCUACCUGCUGGCUCGGCCAUGCUGGGAGGUAGCUGGGCUGCCCUUCUUCAGUGUGGAAGCCAAAAAUGAGAACCGAGGGAUGGCCUCAGUAUCCUGGCUGAGAGACGUCACCGUGGAGGUGUAUGGUCACCGAGUGAUGUUACCCAAAGGCAGUUUAGGAACAGUUCAGGUAGAUGGCUUGGUGAAGACCUUACCGGUCCAACUGAAGCUCGGUGCUGUCAGAGUGUACCAGUCAGGCGUUGCUGUUGCUUUAGAAACAGAUUUUGGACUCUUGGUAACCUAUGACGGCCAACACUAUGCAUCCAUCUCCCUGCCCAGCUCCUACUUCAACAACACUUGUGGCCUUUGCGGUAACUACAAUGACGACCCCGCUGAUGAUCCUGUGCUGCCCGACGGCUCUCUAGCAGAAAGCGUGGUGGAGCUGGGAGGCAGUUGGCGAGCCGAGGACACCGACUGGAGGUGCACAGAUGGCUGUGCUCAGAACUGCAGUGUAUGCGAUCCACUUACAGAAGCUUUCUACUUUCGCUCAGACUACUGUGGGCUCAUCAACAAAACCGAUGGACCUUUUCGGGACUGCAGAGCCGUAGUUGACCCCACAGCGUUUGUGUAUAGCUGUGUGUAUGACAUGUGCAGCAACAGGGAUAACAUCACCACUCUAUGCCAGGCAAUCCAGGCCUAUGCUCUGGCUUGUCAAGCUCUUGGUGUCACAAUACGCCCGUGGAGAUCUCGCACCUUCUGUGCAUUGUCGUGUCCAGAGUUCAGCAGUUACCAGGUGUGCACAAGUGCCUGCCCGGCCUCCUGCUCAGACCUCACAGCUCCUCUGUACUGUGCUCAUCCCUGCACUGAGGGCUGCCAGUGCGACCCCGGUUAUGUCCUCAGCGGCAGUCGCUGUGUGCAGCGCGACGACUGUGGCUGUGAGCAUAAUGGCCUCUACUACCCCCUUAAUCACACUUUCUGGGCCGGCCCCAGCGGCGAAGAAGGCGAAUGCAUCCUCCGCUGCACCUGUGGGCCUGCCGGAGAAGUCUCCUGUUUCAAUGAGUCCUGUAAGGAGGGAGAGGUCUGUGUGGCGGAGGUGGGCUUGCUGGGUUGCUACCCUCGGAGGGAGGGAGUGUGCUCAGUCACCCAGAACUCAGUGACAUCCUCCUUUGAUGGCACCUUCCUGCUUUUCCCGGAUGACAGCUCUUACUACCUGCUGAAGCUGUGUGGCCCGGUGCCAGCUAAUGGCUCGAUGGUGGAGGUGAAGAUUGGCAGGCGGCUGGUGAACAAAGGCCCCACUUGGAAAAGACCUGUGGUGGUUACAGUGGCUAACAUGGAGGCACAGAUGGGAGGGUUAGAUUUUGAUAUAGUAAAGGUGAAUGGUGAACUGGUAGCACUCCCGUAUGUCCAUCCAAUGGAGACAAUGAUGAUCUACAGAGCACCAGGCAACGCUACAGUGGUGGAAUCCCGUGGUUUGAUUCGUGUCCACUACACGCGCCAGGGAUUCCUCAACAUCUCCCUUUCCACCAUCUUCUACAAUGUCACUUGCGGUCUGUGUGGCGUCUUCAACAGCAAUGCCACCGAUGACCUUCGCUUACCCAAUGGACGCCUGGCAGAAUCUACAGAACAGUUCACUGAGGGCUGGCGGUCCAUUGCUGAUGAUCUCACCUGCAACGGGGACUGUGAUGACUUGUAUCGUAUGUGCACAGAUUUACGUCUUUACCAGAGUCCUUGGAUGUGCGGCAACAUCAACGAUCCGGGGAAUAGUUCCUUCCUGGCGUGCCAUGCAGUGGUGAACCCAUCACCGUUCUUCAGGAACUGCUUGUAUAACAUGUGCGUAAAGGAAGGAAACCGCUCGGCCCUGUGUUCUUCACUACAGGCUUAUGCCACUGCCUGUCAGGAUGCUCAAGUAGGCCUCACUUCCUGGAGGAGUGCCACCAACUGCCCUCUUCCCUGCCCAGACAACAGCCACUUUGACGAAUGCACCAGCGCCUGCCCUCUGACCUGUUUCAACCUGGAUGAACCGGAGGAACCUUGUCCGCUGCCGUGUCAGGAGGGCUGCCAGUGCGAAGACGGCUUCGCGCUCCGCGACGGACUGUGUGUGGCUCGCAGCGACUGUGGCUGCACGAGUCAUGGCCACCAGCUGGCCACCAACCAGACUUUCUGGACGGACUGGGAGUGCCAGGAGCGCUGCUACUGCAACGGCUCCGACAACAGUGUAUACUGUCAGCUUGCGCCCUGUCAUCCCGAGGAGUACUGCCAGGAGAGCGACGGCCUGUACUUCUGCCUGCCGCGCACUGAGGCCCUGUGUGUGGCUGCCGGUUAUGGACAUUUCCUGCCGUUUGGUGGUGUACCGUUUGAAAUGCAGAGCUCUUGUACUCUCAGGUUGGCCACCACCAACUGUGGGAGGGACAUCAGGGACUACGCAAGUGGAACUUUUCCUCAGUUUAAACUGGCUGCUCGUAAUGAGGAAAGAGACACAGGCCAAGCGAUUUGGGUGAGGGGCUUCGUACUGGAGGUCUAUGAGUAUGAAAUUGAGGUGUCCCGAAGCUACAAAAACACUGUCACUGUGAAUAAGGAGCGUCUGUACCUUCCUCUGAAGCUCGGCCCAGGAAAGGUCAACAUCUUUACCUUAGGAAUGCAGCUCAUUCUGGAGACAGACUUUGGCCUGAAGGUGGCCUUUGACUGGAGCACUCUCCUCCUGUUGACUUUACCCCGCGACCUCUACAACACCUCCUGCGGCCUCUGCCAGGGCAUGCCCUUAUCCCCACCCACCCUCACCACCACCGACUGGGGCAUGUCCUGGGCAGAGAGGGACACCUUCUGCCAGGUGGGCUGUGGGGACUCGUGCCCACGGUGUGGCCUGGGGGAGAAAAGCGGCCUGAGCGACACCCCUGUAAUGGUGGCCGAUGCCAACAUGAACAUUGGCACCGACAACGGGGCGGAAGUCAACACGGGCAUACGCUUCCACAUUGGAGACGGACUGUACGUGUUUGUGGAGCCCGAGGCGGUGAGGCUGUGUGGGCUGAUUGUGGAUCGAGGAGGUGUGUUUGCUCGUUGUCACAGCAAGGUGGCACCAGCGUUCUUUUACCAAAGCUGCCUGCAGGACACCUGUUUGGACCAGGGAGCUCAGGAUACGAUCUGUAACUGGCUGCAGAUCUACGCCAGCACCUGUCAGACCCAAGGAGUGCCUGUUACCGGCUGGAGGAGUGACUCGCCCUGUGUCCAGAGCUGUCCACCUAACAGCCAUUACUCCAGUUGCAUGUCGGUGUGUCCGCCCCAGUGCGCCCCUGCCCGCGGCCAGAGGGACUGCAGCCAGGACUGUGUGGAGGGCUGCCAGUGUGACCAGGGCUACGUCCUCAACGGAAAGAGCUGCAUCCUGCCGCAGAACUGUGGAUGCUACACUGACGGCAAGUACUACGAGCCCAAACAGCUAUUUUGGAACAGCGACUGUACCAAACGCUGCCAGUGCAUAGGACGUAACCUGAUUCAGUGCGACCCGAGGCGCUGUAAGGCCGAGGAGGAGUGUACUCUGCGGUAUGGAGUCCGAGGCUGCUUCGCUCGACGCUCCCAACACUGCGUGGCGUCGGGUGGAGGCGUCUUCAGGACGUUUGACGGCGCAUCGCUGAGACUGCCGGCCUCCUGCUCCUUUGUCUUAUCCACAAACUGUCACAAACUGCCCGACCUCUCCUUCCAGCUCAUCGCUAACUUCGAUAAAUGGAGCACACCCAACCUCACCACCAUCUCUCAUGUCUACCUUUACAUAAAUGAGGAAAAUAUUCUCAUCUCUGGCAGCACCGUCAAGGUCAAUGGAACGCCAGUAUCAGUGCCGUUUCUAACAGGGCUGAUGACACGUCUGUCCACAUCCGAAGGUUUCAUUGUCAUCGACACGCCGCAGGACAUCCAGGUUCGCUACAACCGCUUUAACACCCUCAGCAUCACAAUGGGCCAGCGUCUGCAGAACAAGGUGUGUGGCCUUUGUGGGAAUUUCAACGGGGACCCCAGUGAUGACUACAUCACCUCCAGGGGCAAACCCGCUGUCAGCGCCCUGGAGCUGGCACAGAGCUGGAAGACCAACGGUAUGCAGAACAGCUGUGACGAGACCCAGUAUGUGGCUUUGGCCCAGUCUUGCGACAACACUGCCAUCCUGGCUCUGCAGGGCGAAGACGCCUGCCAGAAGAUGACCCAGCUGAAGGGUUUCUUCCAGCCCUGUCAUGGCCUGCUGGAUCCCCGGCCUUUCUACCAGUCCUGCUACCUGGACGGCUGCUAUAACCAUCGCAAGGCUCAGGUCUGUGGCUCACUGGCGGCUUACGCAGAGGCCUGCCGGUCAAUGGGAACCCUCACCACCAAGUGGAUCACCCAGGAGAACUGCUCAGAAUGGAUCUACGACCCCUGUGCAGGAGAGAUCUGCACAAACUUCACCUGUGAGCUGGAGAACGGAGGCGACCUGUGUGGCUGUCCUGAGUUACCCACCAGCACCGGAGGUGAUGAUGACAUCAUCCAAGCGGAGGUGACUUGUAAACAUGCUUUGAUGGAGGUUUCUAUCUCCAAGUGUAAACUCUUCCAACUUGGCUUCGAACGAGAAGAUGUCCGGGUCAACGACGAGCGCUGCGCCGGCAUCGAGGGAGAGGACUUCAUCUCCUUCCACAUCAACAACACCAAGGGACACUGUGGCUCCAUCGUACAGUCCAAUGGCACACACAUCAUGUAUAAGAACACUGUGUGGAUAGAAAGUGUGAACAACACCGGCAACGUCAUCACCAGAGACAAAACCAUCAACGUGGAGUUUUCCUGUGCUUACGAGCUGGACCUGAAGAUUUCUCUGGAGACUGUCCUCAAACCCAUGCUCAGUGUGAUAAACCUCACCUUACCGACCCAGGAAGGAAACUUCAUCACUAAGAUGGCUCUGUAUAAAAACUCCUCGUACCGCCACCCAUACAGGGAGGGUGAGGUGGUGCUCAGCACUCGGGACAUCCUCUUUGUGGGCGUCUUUGUGGAAGGAGCCGAUGAAAACCAGCUCAUCCUCAUUGUAAAUAUGUGCUGGGCCACGCCUUCCCGCUACAGCAGCGACCGACUCCGAUAUAUCAUCAUAGAGAGAGGGUGCCCAAACAUUAAGGACAACACCAUUGGCAUGGCAGAGAAUGGCGUUUCGCUCACCUGUCGCUUCCAUGUCACCGUCUUCAAGUUCAUUGGGGAUUAUGAUGAGGUCCACUUGCACUGCGACGUCUCGCUGUGCGACUCUGAAACAAAUGCCUGCAAAGUGAACUGUCCACACAAGAAGAGAAUGUACUCGGAGGACAGUGACCAUAAAGAACACAUCCUGUCUGUGGGACCUAUAAGAAGGAGAGAGUCUGACUGGUGUGAGGACAACAACGGAGGCUGUGAACAAAUCUGCACCAGUAAAGGAACUGGUCCCAUCUGCAGCUGUGUGACUGGGAUGCUGCAACGAGAUGGAAAAAGCUGCCGGACUUUGAGCUCGAGCUGCAGUCUCACUCCUGUGAUUCCUCUGCUGAGCGUCAGCGCUGUGAUCUCCAUGCUUCUGGCUCAGAUUCAUAUCUUCGUCCUCUCCUAACAUCCUGCAAGCUAAAGGAACGCAACAGGCGCCAAAAGAAAAAAUCAAGCACAGAAAAGACUUGAAAAUGCAAAGUAUCGGCAUUGAUUAGCCAGUAGAUCAGAAGUGUUCCAGUCAGAAAAUCGACACAAUUCUCUGCACGUUGACUAAUUUUUGAACCCAGUUUACAGCUGAAGGUAAGUCAGCUUUCUAGACAUGAGGAAGGUCGGCUGCAUUUCACCACUUUGUGAUGUUUUUCACCCCCAGUAUCGACAUUCAUAAGGACAACUCACUGUGUAUUACCACUCAUUUAAAGCCACUAUUUAUAGAAUUUCUUGCGCAAUUGUGACAUUUUCCAAAAGAUCUGGUGGGUUUUAUUAGUAGAAAAUGGCUGUCUUAUUGAUUCCACCAGCAGAUGGUGCCAAACUAAAGGUAAACCACUAAUAUUUAUGGUCAAUUGAACAUUUAAUUAGCAAAAUUAGGGUUGCAUUGUGUGAAUACUGACAUCCAGUAUUAAUUUACACCUUCUGCUCCCAAUGACUUUUCAACUAUGGAUUGAUCAAUAUGGUAAAAUUAGGGCUGGAAUCUUAGAAGAGGUCUUCAGAAUUCAUAGAAAGCUGAUCUGCAUCUUUCUUCAUAAGUAGUUUCAUAAUCAGUUUCUCCACUGAGAGAUGUUUCUGCUUUAAUUAAUUUAAUUUGAUGCUGAAGUUUAAAUGUUUUGUUGUUUUACUGGUAGUUGGGUCAAACAAAGACAUGCUGAGCUUUCGGAAGCUCAUUUUGAAAAAAAUUGUGAUUUUUCAUCGCAUCUGUGUGGAUUCAGUCAUCCGCGUCAUAAUAAUCAGAGGUGCUGCGCUUAAAUAAAUGACAACUGGACUUCUUUUUGGUUUGUGAAGAUGUUUCACCUUCAUCUAAGAGGCUUUAUCAAUUCUACCUGGCUGGUAGGGAGUCACAUUUAUUUAUUUCAGGCCAACUGUGGGUCAGUACUUGGCAAGAAAUUAUCAGCAACCUAGAGUUCACCUGCAUCAAAGCUACCCUAAGAUGUGAGUGGUGAUAAUUCUUCCUGGGGAACGAUGUCAGGACUGCAUUAUAAUGGCUGUUCCAGUUAAACAUGGAUGACUUCCUUCAUUCCUCUUUCAAGCUAUUUGUCUUCUCUGUCCCGGUUGUGGACACUGCUGUCCUCAGAGGAGUGUCAUUUAUCCUUCAGAUUGCUAAGUCUUGUCUUAAGGAGCAGGAUCUCCUGUGUCGUAGUGAUUGUUUAGUCUCUCCUAUAGAUAGGACUGCAUAUACAGCAUUACUCAGCUUGGUGUUUGGGUGUUUUAUCCAGAGGGUGAAUCAGUUUUUGGAGUGUUGCUGGGUCUGAAGUGCACCAGGUUGUUGCAUUUGGACAAAAUCUACAUCUAAAUUUCUUCAACGACUCUGUCAAUACACAGGAUCUUGUUUCGUUCGAUGCUGUGUUGUUUGCGCUUUGCUGACUUAAUGAACAGGUUCUAAGUGUUUUCUUAAAUGCCCUUUUCUUUUACCUCUGCUUUGUUGGCUACAUUCUCAGCCUGGUGCUAUAAGGUUCUGAUAACCUCCGGCUUAUGUAUGUUGUGGAACCCAAACAGCAGCUAUUGGUUUGUGUGAAGGUUUCUGGUAAACAGACUUCCAGGAACCAAAAAGAAGACCAGUUGUCUCCUAUUUAACCACCUGGAAAGGUUUUUUUUUUUGCCAUUUUUUGAGGCUUAACAAACCAAAGAGUUGAUUGAUUCAUUGAGGAAAAGAUUAAUUGAUGAUGAAAAUGAUGAUUAAAUGCAGCAGACCUUUAUAUAUCCUGCAUAAAUGACUUCUGUAGCAUUAAUAUGAAUAUUAAGAAUAUUCACUUCAUCUCUAUGGAAGUCUCAUAGCUCAUUUUAGCUGCUCAUGACCCAAAACUCUUGCUAACUUGACAUGGUAUGAGUUGCAUGAUCAUCCAUGUACUGCUGGAUUCUGAUUGGCCACUGCAUUACACAUAAUGGUCCUUUGAGAAUCUGAUGCUUUAUGAAUGCUCCUUAUCUUUCUUUUGCAGAGGAAAGGCUUGUAUGUAAUGUUUUGACAGUGUGAGAAAGCAGAAAGUGGUGGCGUUACCAUAGGUGACAUUUGCACAUGAUUUUUCUAAAGAAAGUAGCAAAACUAAACAGAUUGCAUUGACACCUCAGAUAUCCAGUUAUAAAUCAAGCUUGAACACCUUCAGAUGUGUGUCAGAUGGUGCAAUGUGUUUUUUUUUUCUCCAGAUAAGAAACCCAGAUACAGAUCGGAUGUUGAUACCGUGUUAAUGCAGGCUCUAACAGUGUGUAAACAUACAACCUCCUUUCUGCCUGUUGCACAUUAGAUCUACUGGCUAACUUUAACUGUGGCAGAGCUGAUAUAUUAACUUCAUAUUUGACCUCCAGCCCAACUACUGUAAGUGCAGCAUUCAUCAUUCUAAACCAACAAAAUCAGUUUAAAAACAGGUGGGUGGAUUGUGUUGAGGGAGAAAACUGUCUGUGAAAGGGGAAAUCAUGAGUGGAGUUAAUGGAUGAAGUAUUUAUGUAUGAGGAGGGCACCUUGAGAAAUGAAUAUUAUAUUUUUAGAUGUCAUACAGUAGCACCCAGGAUAUGUUGUGGCUCUAAACACGCCACUAAAAUACUUCAUUUCACUCAUUUUUAUCCUAAUCAGUUAUGGUCUUGUCAUGUCAUUGCAUGUAUUUCUAACACUCCUUCCUUUAAUACUCUCUCUGAGUGUGCUGACACUCAGUCACUUUCAAUUUGGCACCUUAAGCGUCAUAAAUGUCACCAUGCAUCAUAUGCAAGCCUUCAACAAUCUUACCGAAGCUGGUGAAAUUUUGGUUUAGUUUUACAAUUAGUAACAGUUUUUCAUAGGUAGUCUUGUUUCGCUACCUUCUAUGUACAAAUGUACAGUCCUUGUCAGUUUGGUGGUUUAUGUCGUGACUUUUUUUUAAUAAUCAGUAUCAAGUUUUUGAUGUUUAAAACAUGACCAAAAGAUGUUGUAUUCCUUGAGAGCAGCACCACCCUUCCAUAAAUAAAUGAAGUUCUCAAAGCCA
This is a messenger RNA of Amphiprion ocellaris (clown anemonefish), 14622 nucleotides long. RefSeq names its product tectorin alpha (gene tecta). Lineage: Eukaryota; Metazoa; Chordata; Actinopteri; Pomacentridae. Gene Ontology annotation, biological process: cell-matrix adhesion. The transcript has 24 exons. Bases 4998 to 11585 code for a protein of 2195 amino acids. The record is from RefSeq and is a predicted model, not a curated record. Gene Ontology annotation, molecular function: protein binding.